Molecule: messenger RNA, 1775 nt
Organism: Condylostylus longicornis
Lineage: Eukaryota; Metazoa; Arthropoda; Insecta; Diptera; Dolichopodidae
Product: phospholipase A2 group XV-like
Exons: 6
Coding region: 298-1539 (413 amino acids)
Biological process (GO): lipid metabolic process
Source: RefSeq, a predicted model, not a curated record
CUGUUUUUUUUUUGUGGGGAAUAGCGCUUAAAAAAUCAACUUAAAAUGUAUUUUUCAAAUUUACUAAAUAAUCGUUACUGUUAUUGACUAAUGUGUUUUCGAGCGUGAGUUAAUUUUCUGUUUUUAAUUCACUUCUACAAGCACCGUGUUCAAAAUUUAAGCUGAAGGGAAAUCUCAAUACAUAAUAUGAAACAUUUCGUGUAAACAUUAAGAGAUUAGAAAUUUAAUUUCGAGUUACUCUUAAUUUCAUUAUCAAUAAAAAACGUUGAAAUUAUAGUUAACUUUUGAAAAUUUAAGAUGCAUUAUUAUUGUAAUAUUUUUUUGCUAAUUUUACUGUAUUGUGAGAAAUGUGUUAUUUUUUCAUUUCCAAUGGAAGAUGGUCCUGUGCCAGUACAACUGUCUCCAGUAAUUUUUGUUCCAGGAGAUGGCGGCAGCCAGGUCGACGCAAGAUUAGACAAACCAAGCGUUGUUCAUUACAUUUGUGAUAAAAAAACCGAUAAUUGGUUUAAUAUUUGGUUAAAUAUGGAACUAUUAGUUCCUUAUGUAAUUGAUUGUUUCAUAGAUAACGUAAAAUUAUACUACGAUAAUGUAACACGAACAACACAUAAUGCGCCUGGUGUAGAACUAAGAAUUCCAGGCUGGGGAAAUUCAGAAGUUGUUGAAUAUAUAGAUCCAAGUAAAGCAUCUAAAGGAGCUUACUUUAUAAAUAUUGCUGAUGGAUUAGUUACUGCCUUAGGAUAUGAAAGAAGGCGCAAUCUUAAAGGGGCCCCUUAUGAUUUUAGAAAAGCACCAAAUGAAAAUAAAGAUUGGUUCAUAAACAUGAAAAAACUUGUGGAAGAUACAUAUCAGCAAAAUAAUAAUACUCGUGUAACUCUAGUCACGCAUAGCAUGGGAAGUCCUAUGACACUCUUAUUGUUACAAUAUCAAAGCCAAGAAUGGAAAACAAAAUAUAUUAGAAGAAUGAUUAGUAUAGCUGGGGCGUGGGCAGGAACUUUUAAAGCUGUUAAAGUUUUUGCAAUGGGCGAUGAUUUAGGUGCUUUUGCUUUAAGCGCAAAAACGAUGAGAGAUCAACAAAUUUCAAGUCCAUCUUUAGCAUAUUUGCUACCAUCACCUUAUUUUUGGAAAGAUGGAGAAGUACUAAUCCAAACUCCAGGAAAAAAUUACACAUUUUCUGAAUUGGAGCAAUAUUUCAAUGAUAUUAAUUAUCCUACGGCAUGGGAAAUGCGUAAAGAUAAUAUUAAAUACGUCUCAAAUUUUAGUCCACCGGACGUGGAACUCCAUUGCAUUUACAGUACAGGACUUCCAACCGUUGAAGGCUUAAUUUAUAAAACAAAUGACAUCGCCAAUGAAGUUCCUAAAUUAAUUUACGGCGACGGAGAUGGAACAGUUAAUUCUCGUUCUCUUCAAUCUUGUAAUCAAUGGAAAGCUUUACAAAAACCGGAGAUCAAAAGCAUAGAAGUAUCAAAUGCUGAACAUAUGAAAAUACUUGCUGACGAACGUGUGAUAAAAACAAUUCAAGAUAUUAUGAGAUAUGGUUAAUCGGAUCAUUUCUUUUAUGUAAAUAUAAAUUUUUUUCCUUUUUCUAUUAAUUAUAAAAAUAGCAUCAAAUUAUUUAUUUAAAUAGUUUUAAUAACUAUGUACAUAAAUAAUUAACAAUGUAAAGACUCGUUAAUAAAAUUGAUAAAACCUUAUUAUUAAAAUACUAUGAUUUUAUAUAUUAUAAUGUGUUAAGCUUUUACAUAUAAAAGCUUCUUAAGAAAUACAUACAAAUUAAA